ACACAUUGGAUGCUGCACAGAGUCAGAUCUACAGCAUCAGCAAGGCUGUGCUCCUCCAUCCUCAUCCUCAUCGCCACCCCCUGCCUCUUUCUCUCUCUCUUUUUCUCCUCCUUUGCCUCUCCUUCCCCCGUUCCGCCAACCCCUUUGCUCUCUCUUUCUCUGUCCCUUCUCCCCCCCUUCCUUUCGACGGACACGCGCCGGCCUGCCCCUGAGCAACGCUGCAGCAGAGGGACGGUGCACACACACACACCAGCGGCAGCAGGGAUAGCAGCAGCAGCAUCAGCAGAGGAACUGCUUCAUCAGCCUCUCCAUCUCCCUUCUCCGUCACUACCUUUUCCCCCUUUCUCAAAUUCCCUCUCUCCUUCCUCAUCUUCUCCUUUUCGCGUCUCCCGUUCGGGGCCGGCCGGCUUCCCAGGAUGCCUUGCUCGAGGCCGCUCCGGUAGGCCCCAGCAGCAUGGGCGGAGCCUGGGCGGGAAGAGACAUUACGGAUCGGACCCUUCCCCUCAGGACGGGCUCACUGGCGGGUCACCCUCCCUCAGCUUCAGAUGGGUGAGGACGUUGAGAGCCCCAAAAUCAACCACACCUUUCUGCGAGACUACGUCACCGAAGCUGAUGUCAUCUCUACGGUGGAGUUUAACCAGACGGGGGACCUGCUGGCCACGGGCGAUAAAGGUGGCCGUGUGGUCAUCUUUCAAAGAGAGACAGAGGUCAGUGUUCUUAUUCAGAACUCUCAGUACCCAAGAGACCGUGGUUUAAAGGUGUUCACUGAGAAUCGCCUUUUAAUCACUGGUCCUCAGUCUAAAGGGGAGUCAGAGGAGACGGGGGACUCUGGGGAGUACAACGUCUACAGCACCUUCCAGAGCCACGAGCCCGACUUUGAUUACCUGAAGAGUCUGGAGAUAGAGGAGAAGAUCAACAAGAUCCGAUGGCUGCCCCAGCAGAAUGCUGCGCAUUUCCUGCUCUCCACCAAUGAUAAGACCAUUAAACUGUGGAAGGUGAGCGAGAGAGACAAAAGACCCGAGGGUUACAACCUGAAAGAUGAGGAGGGACGGCUGAAGGAUGUUUCCACCAUCACCUCUCUGCAGGUGCCCGUACUGAGACCAACAGAUCUAAUGGUGGAGGUUCGUCCCCGACGGGUGUUCUCAAAUGGACAUACCUACCAUGUCAACUCCAUUUCUGUCAACAGCGAUGGGGAAACGUACUUGUCGGCUGAUGACCUCCGCAUCAAUAUGUGGCACCUGGGCAUCACAGACCGCAGUUUCAGUCCCAACGCUGUGUUCACCUCCACUCUCCUGAUGUGUGCGGUGUCCAUGAUCUCUGUGGUUUUAGUUCCUUUACGCGACUUCCUCUCAGAUAUUGUAGACAUCAAACCGGCCAACAUGGAGGAUCUGACGGAGGUGAUAACUGCAGCGGAGUUCCACCCCCAGCACUGCCACUUGUUUGUGUACAGCAGCAGCAAGGGAACCCUGCGCCUCUGUGACAUGAGAGCCUCGGCCCUCUGUGACAAACAUACCAAACUUUUUGAGGAGCCCGAGGAUCCGGGGAGCCGCUCCUUCUUCUCCGAGAUCAUCUCCUCCGUGUCGGAUGUCAAGUUCAGCCACAGCGGACGCUACCUGCUGACCAGAGACUACCUCACCGCGAAGGUGUGGGACCUGAACAUGGACAAGGGCCCAGUGGAAACUUACCAGGUCCACGAAUACCUGAGGAGUAAGCUGUGCUCCCUGUACGAGAACGACUGCAUCUUCGACAAGUUCGAGUGUGUCUGGAACAGCUCGGACAGCGUGAUCAUGACGGGAGCUUACAACAGCUUCUUCCGGAUGUUUGACAGGGAGACAGGGCGCGGCGUGACCCUGGAGGCGUGGAGGGAGAGCAGCAAGCCGCGGGCCGUGCUGCGGACCCGCCGGGUGUACACAGGCGGUAAGCGCCGCCGUGGCGACGUGGGCGUCGACAGCCUGGACUUCACCAAGAAAAUCCUGCACAUGGCCUGGCACCCGUCAGAGAACAUAAUCGCCAUCGCGGCCACCAACAACUUGUACAUCUUUCAGGAUCGAGUCAGCCCCGAGACACAGACACAGUGACAAGAACACUGGAAAUCGAUCCUCAUCAGACUGUUCCACUGAGUUUCAAACUCCUACGUAUAUGAAUGUUUUAGGGGGACGCCUAAGUCGAUUGGACUAACGGUAACAUUCUAAGACUAUUUACUUAGUUGAUUUAAUUUGAUCACCAAGGAAGGGAAAUGUGUGUAAUCCUUUUUCAAUAAUGAGAUGACGUGACAUCUCUACAGUGGCCAUGGAGAUGUGUUUUUUGCUGCACUCUACCACUACUUUUUGAAAAUGUUUGCAUAAUUUCACCCUCCAGGGGCAGUGAACGAGGUGCAGGGACACCUCUCCAUCUCCAAUGACUGCUGUUGAUCCCACAAUGUUGCACUACUCACCAAUGUCUAUUUCACAGUUAAGAGAAGAUAUGUGCUUUGGGCAUCACACGGUGUCUGAUGCUUUAAAGUAUACUUUAAAUGGCAGGUUGACUUUACCUGAUGUUGCAUCUAAAUCAGAGCAUUCUGAAUAUGGAGUGAUGUUAUGAUUUAGGUUCUCCACAAUGCUAUCUUUUUCUCUGUUGGGUGACAGCAGAAACGUAACCUCUCCUUUAGAGCAGCGCUCCUGGGGACUGCACGGAUAUUCAUAACCAAUAAUCUUAGCCCAAUUCACUUUGCAAUAACAGCACUAACAAGAGCAGUAUAGCGGUGUUCCUGGUUUAAAACAGAAGUUUUUAUUCUACAGAUGAAAUCCAUGUUACACUCUUUUUACAGUUAGCCAUAAAAAUUCUCUGUUUUUUUUUUUCUUUUCCAGGCGAUACCGCGUUAUCUUCAGAAAAUGAAUAGAUUUUGUCGAUUGCACUGUAAAUGAACGUUAGAUCUUACUUUUAAGACAGGUUAAACUGCACCAUGUCUGAUGUUUUUGUGAAGCAAUACAUAGAACUAAUCACUGGCUGAGAAGAAAGCAGGGAGACUGUGCACUUAUCAACACUCUGCGUUUUGUUUUGACUAUUUUUUCAAGCUUGUACUGGGUUUUGAUGGAUGUGUCAAAGUUAAUUCCUGUCUAAAAUGUACACGACUAUACAACGAAUCAUCACAACUGAGGGGAUCAGUCUCUAAUUGUUGAGCAAUCUCCUUUGUCCAAAAUUAAGGCCCACGUGGGCACAAACAUAACAAUAUAAUUAUCAUUAAGCAAGGGCGGAACUGAGAUGAGCUUUGUUUGUUUUAUCAUGCUGAAGCACAUUUUAAUAAUGGAUCUCACAAUCACGAUAAAAACAUGCACAUUGUUCAUAAAUGAGAUCCCUGACUCAGCUAAUCAAAGUUGUAAUGAAUUCAUUUGUGUCGGGUGUGUGUGAGGCUUUGAGGCGAUCAUCAGUGCAAUAUCUCGUUAUGUACGUCACAAAAGGUAUUUAAAGUCCAAACAGUGUGGGUGUUUGGACAGAUCAUACCAUAUUGUAGGUUUUAGCUGUCUUACUUUAUACCUCACAAUGCCGCAUGCUACUCUGGGGUGCUACACUGAUAAAGGGAAGGCAAACAGCAGUAACGGAAAUGUUUGCUUUGGACUGAACUGUUUGACAUUUCACUGCUUGGAGGGAAGUGCUUUUUUCUGAAGUGCUCUUUGCCAUGAUUGGAUUAGCGUUAGUUGUCCAGAUGCUGAUAUGGUAACGGGUAACAGGUGGAGUCGACUGGGGAAGCAUUUCAUUGAAAUUUUUAAAAGACCAAGUUCUGGUGCGUGAUUAGUGGUUCGCUGUUUAAGAAUUUACCCUUCAAAAAAAGAUUAAAUUGUCACGUUGCCCGGUGUCUGUUGCAGUUGAGAGGCCUCUCUUCACUUUGCUCGUACCCUUCUUGAAUGCAAACAUUAUUUUGCUCUCAGAGAUGGGAAACCACCCAAAAAAUGGUUAAUAGGGAGACAAGCCGCCCGGGGGUUGGGUGGGGGUGGGGGUGGACUGUAGUUUUGUCAGUUGUAAUCGCAUCAUAGCCACAAACACUUGCAAACGGUGAAAGGAAUUUGUGUUCAGGAUCACAGCAGCAGCAUGCCGCCAUUACUCAAAGCUACUAGAGUGUAAUUCUAUUGUACUUAAAAAGCGAAGGAAAAAAAAACACAGAUCUAACAGGACAAAAACAUAAAUUAAUUGAGGUGGAUGAAAGGAAUGUGCUUAAUAAAUGAUUAAAAAAUGUGA
Messenger RNA from Menidia menidia (Atlantic silverside), 4212 nucleotides. NCBI's taxonomy places the organism in Eukaryota, Metazoa, Chordata, Actinopteri, Atheriniformes, Atherinopsidae. The record is from the annotation of a GenBank genome assembly.